Messenger RNA from Gaeumannomyces tritici R3-111a-1, 2218 nucleotides. RefSeq names its product transporter GOS1. Gene Ontology annotation, molecular function: SNAP receptor activity. The transcript has 3 exons. NCBI's taxonomy places the organism in Eukaryota, Fungi, Ascomycota, Sordariomycetes, Magnaporthales, Magnaporthaceae. The coding region runs from base 180 to 866 and encodes 228 amino acids. The record is from RefSeq and is a predicted model, not a curated record. Gene Ontology annotation, cellular component: Golgi membrane; Golgi medial cisterna; SNARE complex. Gene Ontology annotation, biological process: endoplasmic reticulum to Golgi vesicle-mediated transport; vesicle fusion.
AUUUCGUUUCGACAUUGACAAGACCAUCACCCCCUUGGACGCCUUCCCCACGAACAUAGCUGCUGUCGUUCGACCCCAUCGCGAGUUUACGCCGGACAACCCACGCAUCAGCAUACAUAGAUCUGCCGCCAUUCCGGCUCGAUAGCCUCCACACAGCCCGAAUCAAUUUGCGCGACAAGAUGGCAUCCUCUUCUGGUGCCUCGGGCUGGGUUCAGCUGCGACAACAAGCCCGGUCGCUGGAGAAACAGACCGAGACGCUAUUCCAAACAUACUCGCAGAUCGCCACGGCCAACAACAUCCCAGCCAAGCCGACGGAACAGGAGAGGGAAACAGAGGCGCGACUGCAGGAGACACUGGAAAAGAGGGAGAGCGUGCUUGGACAGCUGGCUCGGCUUCUAGACUCGGAAGCGGCCAUCUCGUCGUCGGCGCUCAAGCCGAAGAACCUGGUGCUCCUGCGCGAGAAGCUAGCGGAGCACCGGCGGGACCUGCCGCGGCUGCGGUCGCGCAUCCAGGAGGCGCGCGACCGGGCCAAUCUGCUGUCCAACGUGCGGCAGGACAUCGACGCCUACCGCGCGAGCAACCCCGAGCAGGCCGAGGCCGAGUACAUGCUGGACGAGCGCCGCCGCAUCGACAACGGCAUCGCCACGACGGACAACGUCCUCAGCCAGGCCUACGCCGUCAACGCCAAUUUUAUCCUGCAGCGCGAGACGCUCUUGAACAUCAACCGCCGCAUCACCAUGGCCGCCAGCCAGAUCCCUGGGCUCAACAACCUGAUCGGGAGAAUAUCGGCCAAGAAGAGGAGAGACGGCCUCAUUAUGGGCAGCUUCAUCGCCUUUUGCUUCCUUGUGUUCUGGUUCUUCUUAUAACACAUCCCCACUUGCCUUGGUGCUGUUUUUGGCUACCAGCCCACCGCUCAUGAGCAGCGCGGAGGUUUGAUUUACAAAUGCUUUGACCGUUUCUCAGGUUUCGCAUAGCUUUUAUUAGGGCAUUGGCGUUACGCGUAACCACUGACACGGGGCGUCUGGUAUGAUUUCUCUUUUUUUUUCUUUUUAGUUUGUCUAUUUCUCCUUAUUUUUACAUUUAUCGUUAUUGUACAUGGCCAUGUCCAUUUCCAGCGUCCCCCGUCCUCAGCAACAGAAAUUUUACCAUAGCGGCAAACAGACAGUGGCGGCUUCUUCGAAAUGGUGGUGCUAACACAACCCGCCAGCUUUCUUCUUCUGAUGCUUAGCAGACUGCAUUGCUCACUCCCUACCUACUCAGAUUACGCCGUUUUCAGUCUCGCAGGAGCCUCUCGAGCCCCUUGGCAAGGCUGGAUCUCUCCUCGGGCUGGCUGUUGCCGCUGGCGGCCCAUCUUAUCCUGCAGUCGCUGUCGACGAGAUAGGUGUAGCCGACCUUUGCGUUGAGGAUGCCGAUAGAUUCGCUGAUCUCCGGAGAGACCGGAUUCCUGACGAGAAAAUACUUGUCCCAGUUCGAACUUCCAACCCGGUUCCUCAGCGAGCCUAUAAAAAGGCGGAUGAUCCAGGCCUUGAGGGCAUUGUCCUCGAUGUUGAGACGCACCAACUGGGCGGCGGCGCCGCUACCGUCGAGGAUAUGGUGGAGCUCAGGGUUCGCCUUGGGCGAGACGAAGGUAUCGACCUGCUGUUCGGCCCAGGCGCUGCUAAAAACGGCGACGACCGAGGUCUUGCCAAAAAGGGCCGGAGUGGUGUCGUGCGGGCCCGGGUCCGUCUUGGACAGGGUGCGGCCAAAGAAGUUGGGGAAGUACAGGGACCUGUCUGCCUUGAAAAUUCGGGGCGGGGCGAGAAAGGACUUGCCCUCCUGAUAUUUCAUAUUGGACCAGUCGCGGAAGUAGGGCCGCGAGAUCUUUUGGGUGCUGCACAGGAGACGGACGAGCGGGCAAGGUCAGUGACGGAGGCGGGGGCACACAGGGGCUGCGAGGCGACGGGGCGGGGCGAGAGGGUGGGGGUGUUGCGUUGCGUACAGCUCCUUGCGGCGGGCCAGGUGCUUCCCGUAGUCGACAAAGUCGUCGCGGCGCUCGCGCAACGACCGCGUGUCCAGCCCGGUGUUCUCCCCAGGACGCGGGGGGUUCGCCAUGCCGAUGGGCCGCCCGAGGUGCUGGGGGAUGAAAUCCUCGCUGGCCCGCCGGCCGUACGAUCUCGGGGCGUUGCCGAACGGGCUCGGGGCAGCGGCAGCUGGCGGCGGCGGCGGCGGCGGCGGCGCG